AUGAGGGCCUUGUUCAUGUUUAGUGUAACAUUUCUAGCCACGUGUAGGACGGAAUUCACACCUGUGACCUUUGUGUACUAUAGUGAUAAACGAAAUUGGAAAAAUGCUAAUUAUACAUGUGCACGUGUUGGAGCCACGCUGGCCCAUUUUUCGGACAUUUCUAGUAUAAUGGACAUAUUAGAAGAUCUUCCACAAAUAAAAAACAUAACUGUUUGGAAUGACGAUACAAGCAAAAGAUAUUUUAAAGAUGAGGAAACAUUGAACCUUUGUGGCGCCAUCACUCUAAAUGCCAACAGAACUUCUUCACAGUACAAUUGUCUUCAAGAACUGCCUUUUCUGUGUCAGUAUCAAACAGGACAAUGUCAAUACAGGAUUUACGAACAAACAAGUAUUCGGGGAAAUAAUAUCUUCACAAAGACUGCAAUCACAUGGCAGCAUUGUCAUGAUCUAUGUGAGACAGUCACGGAGUUCAUUUGCCGCAGCUUCGAGUACAAUCCGGUCAGUCAGUAUUGUCAACUCUCAGAAACCAACAGAUGGCAAAAAGCAAAUCAGUUUGCCUUCAACGUUAGAAGUUGGGAUUACUACCACAAAACCUGCAUAACUGCGUUGUUGAAGAGCAAUUUUCUCGAGUAUUCAUCAACUUUGUCCAUACUAUCAACCAUGCCAUCAACAUCAUCGACAGUUUCCAUAGUUUCCACGACCCAAAAAAUUCCAGUGGCUUCACAAGUGCUACAACCGCUUAGAGUCCUGAUGUUUGAAAACCCACUGUCGUGGUCCAAAGCCAACGAGUUUUGCAAAUCAAAAGGAGGCACACUAGCAGUCCUGAAUGAUAAAUCGAUAAUUCCGGAGGCUAAUUUAACAUCAACAGAAAAUUCACAGACGGUAUGGGUUGGUUUAUCACAAGAGGAGUAUAUGGAUUGGAAAUGGGUGAAUGGAGAUUCACUUGCAGAAACCAACUGGAAGUAUGAACCCAACCGAUAUGACAGAUCAAAGAAAUGUGCAUCGGUCACCCUGAAACAUCCCUAUUGGUGGUACGAAGGCAUGUGUACUGAGUCUAAACCCUUUAUUUGCCAGUUCGAAGAGGAUACCUGCAGAUACCAGAAGGAGAUGGCGUCAGUAAUGGUAGCUCAUAACAGACUCAUUUUGAUAAACUCCUCCCUCUCUGAAUGUUACCAUGUUUGUAAUUCGUCCAUGCAGUUCUCGUGUCGCUCAUUUGAAUACAACCUGAAAAACCGAACCUGUCAAUUAAGUGACGUCAAUAGAUGGACUGAGAGUCAUUAUUUCUUACAAGAUAUACCUGGCUGGGACUACUACCAUAGAAAGUGUUACUAUGGUAUUGACGAUUAUCCGUUUACAAGUACAUCAACAACUGAGGACUACACAACAGAAAGUACGUCACAGGAAACAAUACCUAGUACACAACCCACCACCACUGAGGCAUCAUUUGACGUCUUAAAACGAGAGUUAGAAGAGAUUGGGGACAAGAUUCGAGAAAAGAAACGCAAAGCGUCUAGAACAAGCGUCAAAGACACGCGUCCCUCUGCCACAAGUGUCGGCGUCGUUGGUAUCAUAAUAAUUGUGUCUAUGGUUGGAGGAAUUGUAAUUCUAGAUUUAGGUACAUUACACAUGCACUGCAAACAUUUCUCUGGAAGAAGAGGAAAGAAAGGACCUAAGCAUCGAUAUAUUCAAAAACAGGAGGAAGACAGGUCUAAACCUAAUAUGGAGGGAGAAGAUAAUGCUGGAGGAGAUACAAACGAAGAAGGAGAUAAGAAGACGUUCAGUUCUGAAGUCAACAAAGUAACUUUAGACAAACAAAAUUCAGAGAGUUUCCGUAUGAAGAAAAGUGAUGUUAACGAGAUAAACGGUAAUCAUGAAAAAUCAAAAGUUAACGAUCUUUAUCAUCAAGGAGAUACACAGUUGUAACUGUUUAUAACAUUAACUGACUAUA
This is a messenger RNA of Saccostrea echinata, 1948 nucleotides long. RefSeq lists its product as uncharacterized. The transcript has 10 exons. NCBI's taxonomy places the organism in Eukaryota, Metazoa, Mollusca, Bivalvia, Ostreida, Ostreidae. The record is from RefSeq and is a predicted model, not a curated record. The coding region runs from base 1 to 1923 and encodes 640 amino acids.